Molecule: messenger RNA, 1464 nt
Organism: Chlorella variabilis
Lineage: Eukaryota; Viridiplantae; Chlorophyta; Trebouxiophyceae; Chlorellales; Chlorellaceae
Exons: 10
Coding region: 1-1464 (487 amino acids)
Source: RefSeq, a predicted model, not a curated record
AUGACGCUGCCUUCUGCUUCGCAGUGGCACGUGCCGCCGCCGCUGCCCUGGAAGCCGCUGCUGACGGCGGCGCAGCUGCGACGGGGGCUGUCCUUCUACGGCAGCGGCGCACGCAUCGAGCGGGUGGCGGCCAGGCUGCUGGCAGGGCAGCCGAUCACGGCGGUCACAGUUGGCGGCAGUGUGACCCGCGGGGCGGGUGCCAGCAAGGUCAGCAAGCAGUACCCAGAGAUGUUCUUCCAGGACCACGUGCUGCUGAACAAGGGCAUCGGCGGCACCACUAGCGGCAUCUUCUCUGUGUGUGCCGAAGCACUGGUGCCCGAGGACGUGGACCUGGUGGUGGUGGAGUUCACCUUCAACGAGAGCCCCGACCUGCCCUACACCACCGCCAACCGGCGCGGCUUUGAGCAGCUGCUGCGCAAGCUGCUGCGCAUGCGGCGCGCCCCCGCCGUCAUCAUGCUGCACCACUACGCCUGGUAUUUCAGCGAUGGCGACGGCGUGGAGGCGGGCCUCUUCUACCGGCCGGCAGAGGCGCAGCUGGGCACCAUGGCGCAGUUUUACGACAUGCCCUCGCCCUCGGUGCGCAACGCGCUCUAUGCCUCCAUGCAAGCCGACCUGGAGCCCUACCGGGUGGGGCGCGUGCACAAGGGCGGCAUGACCACCGCGCGCGGCAACAGGAUCCGCGUGGCGGGGGCCAAGAUCAGGCACCGCUACUAUUACGACGACGACAUACACCCCUCGGACACGGGCCACCAGGUCAUGGCUGAGCUGCUGGCGGGCGUGGUGCUGACGGCGGCGCAGAGCGUGCUGGCGGGCCGCAGCGAGGCCAACGGCACCGCGCUGCGCGCAGCGCUGAUCGAGGCGGCCGAGCCGGAUGGCCCUGCCGCCGCGGCCACGCCGCUGCCGCCGCCCAUGAUCCCCGGCAAUGCGGAGAACCCGACCACGCUGUGCGCCAUGCAGGAGGACUUCCAGCCCAUGGCCCACAAGCUGCAGGGGUUCCGCUACAAGGCGGAGCGCCCCAGGGCACGCACCUUUGUGGAGCAGAAGUGGGGCUACACGGGAGAGAGGGCAGGGGCGUGGAUGGAGCUGCAGGUGGGCACCGAGGAGAGCCCCGGGUCGCGGGGCGAGGCCACCGUGCACCUGGGCUACCUCAAGUCCUACCUCGGCAUGGGCGCGGCGGUGGCGGAGUGCAAGGUGGGGUGCACGUGCAAGCGCUCGCUCAUGGACGGGCUGUGGAACGCCACCGUCUCGCUCAUACAGAUGCACAGCUUCCAGGUCACCCAGCACCCCAGCUGCCUCAUCAGGGUGACCAUCAUAGAGCGCACCGCGGAGAUGCCAGGGGGGCUGAAGCCCGCGGGAGGGGGCUACAAGUUCCAGCUGAAUGCCAUCAUGGUGGCGCACACUCCCCUGGUGCUCACAACCUACUUCCAGCAGGCUGAAGACUUUGCGGACAAGGUGGCGGCAUAG